AUGUUAAUGCGCAGCUCUGUACGGUCGGCGCAGGGCCUUCUGCGAACCGCCCAAAACCCCACCCGCGCCUUCGCAACGAUCCAGAGCGAUAUAUUCAAGCCAACGAAAUAUGGAGGGAAAUACACCGUCACCUUGGUCCCAGGCGAUGGUAUUGGAGCCGAGGUUGCGGAAUCCGUGAAGACAGUCUUCAAAGCAGAUAACGUCCCAAUCGAAUGGGAACAGAUCGACGUUUCGGGCCUGGAGUCUGGAAAUAAACAAUCCGAGGAACUCUUCCGGGAGGCAGUCAUCUCGCUGAAGAGGAAUAAGAUUGGAUUGAAGGGCAUUCUACACACACCUGUUGAACGUUCUGGCCACCAAUCUUUCAACGUGGCUUUGCGACAGGAGCUCGACAUCUACGCCUCGAUUGUCCUCAUUAAGAACAUCCCUGGCUACAAGACCCGUCACGAUAACGUCGAUCUCUGCAUUAUUCGUGAGAACACCGAGGGCGAAUAUUCUGGACUCGAGCAUCAGUCAGUUCCGGGGGUUGUCGAGUCUCUCAAAAUCAUUACGCGCGCCAAGUCGGAGAGGAUUGCAAAGUUCGCCUUCGCCUUCGCAUUGGCAAAUAACCGCAAGAAGGUUACCUGCAUCCACAAAGCCAAUAUUAUGAAGCUCGCAGAUGGUCUCUUCCGCAAUACUUUCAACGCCGCUGCGAAGGAGUACCCUAGCCUGGAGGCCAACGAUAUGAUUGUUGAUAAUGCAUCCAUGCAGUGUGUAGCCCGGCCACAACAAUUCGACGUCAUGGUCAUGCCCAACUUGUACGGUGGAAUUCUGUCUAACGUUGGAGCUGCUCUCGUGGGUGGCCCGGGAAUUGUUCCCGGUGCUAAUAUUGGUCGCGAUGUGGCCGUUUUCGAGCCUGGAUGCCGUCACGUCGGCCUUGAUAUCAAGGGCAAGGACGAGGCAAACCCAACUGCUAUGCUCCUUUCUGGGUCUAUGCUUCUGAGACAUCUUGGUUUGGAUGAGCAUGCAAACCGCAUCUCCAAGUCGGUUUAUGACGUGAUUUCCGAGGGCACUUACCGAACUCGUGAUUUGGGAGGAACCAGCAGCACACAUGAAUUUACACGUGCUGUUUUGGAUAAAAUGGAGUUGCAUGGAUAA
Venustampulla echinocandica is the source of this 1134-nucleotide messenger RNA. RefSeq names its product Isocitrate dehydrogenase [NAD] subunit, mitochondrial. The record is from RefSeq and is a predicted model, not a curated record. Gene Ontology annotation, biological process: isocitrate metabolic process; tricarboxylic acid cycle. Gene Ontology annotation, molecular function: magnesium ion binding; isocitrate dehydrogenase (NAD+) activity; NAD binding. The transcript has 3 exons. Gene Ontology annotation, cellular component: mitochondrion. Lineage: Eukaryota; Fungi; Ascomycota; Leotiomycetes; Helotiales; Pleuroascaceae. The coding region runs from base 1 to 1134 and encodes 377 amino acids.